AUGGACAACACUAUGCUUGGUAUUAAUGCUGCUAGAAAUCUGCACUUGUUUGACAAUGGUUUUCUUCAAAUGAUCAAAAAACCACCUACAACUAUGGUUGACCCCAAUGGCAAUAUCAUUGAUGAUCCUAUACUGACCAACCUGCCAUGUGAUUCAUCCUCUGGCAAUACCAACCAAACUGCCCCAAAUCCUGUACCUUUUGAUGCUGAACUCAUGGGAUUAUUGGGUAACAGGAAAGCACUCACAUUCAUUGAAUGCAUGUGCAACACAUUUGAGAGCCAAACUGAGGAUCUUUGGGGGCAAUGGGAAGAAGCCACCAAAAAGCUCAUGCAGGAGAACAUCCAUGCAAGGUCCCCAACAAUACAGUAUUGUGAAAAGGGCAAGUUCAUGAAAUGCAAAGAUGUUAUAAUCAAGCAAAUGGACUAUGGCAUUUGGGAUGCAGAGGUUGUGUUGAUGAACCAAAAGGGAUGGAAUUUGUCAGACAAUAUGGCUUGCCUGCUCAAGUACAGACUGUCAGCCAUCACAAAGAUGCAUAUGCUAUGGUUCAACACCCCCUCAUUACUAUUGCUUCAUUUAAUGCAGAUGGGGGCACUGAAAGACUGCAAAGUGUUAUAA
Molecule: messenger RNA, 615 nt
Organism: Rhizoctonia solani
Lineage: Eukaryota; Fungi; Basidiomycota; Agaricomycetes; Cantharellales; Ceratobasidiaceae
Product: chromosome partition
Exons: 4
Coding region: 1-615 (204 amino acids)
Source: RefSeq, a predicted model, not a curated record